AACAGCAAAAAGAAGUUUUCGCAAAUGUUCCAAUAAGAAACAUCAUAUGUUCAUUUGUGAUCACAACAAAAAAAACGUAAACUGAAGAAUAUUUGACAGCGAACAGUUAGAAGAAAGCAUAAAACAAAAAAAAUGUCAUCAACACCAGCUGAAGAAAUUGAAUUGUUGGAGCGUGUGUUACUGCGUUUGGGUUGUGCCGACAGUGAUGAAAAGUUGGAGGCAAUUGUGGGUCGCUUUUUGACACCGGUCAUAUUGAAGAUCUCCUCACCGCAUGAUGCAGUGCGCACAAAGGUCGUUGAAGUGCUGACUCAUAUUAAGCGACGCGUUACUUCACGUCCAUUGGUGCAAAUACCAGUGGAAGCGCUUUUAGAUCAAUACUCCAAUGCUGGCAAUUCACCAUUUUUGCUUAAUUUUGCUAUUAUUUUCAUAACAAUGGGGUUUCCGCGUCUAAGCAUUGAACAACAGAGCGCUUUGGUGCCUAAAGUGCUAGUGUGUGAAGAAAAGCUGGAAAAUUAUCGUGAUAAACUCUUCAUGCUCGUACUACCGAUUUUGGGUGAUAUCAAAUUACCAGAUGAUCCAGCACGCGUGAAUGAAGUUUUGAAGUUGGACGACAAGCCCACAGUACGCAAGAAUUUUCUACAAUUAUUGCAAGACGUUCUUCUGCUACCCUAUGGCGUCACACAAGAGCAAGAUGUGCUACCACCUGGCAUGAGUUUUUAUUCAUUUAAACGCGCUGCUGUUUGCAAUUGGAAGGCUGAAGAGUUGGAGAAGAUUAAGAAAGGCAUAGUACGCUUGAUUUGCGCUGGUCUCUUUAAGGACGUCGAAUCGUUUAUCUUAUUGGUUUUGGCCUCCUCAGAUACACGUUUCAGCGUGGCAACACCAGCUAUUGCCGAGCUGAGCAAAGUGUGCACAGCAAUUGAUUUCGCCGAUCCACAUGUGACCGCGCCACUAUAUACGCUCUUCUGUGGCAACAACAGUCAAGAUGCUGAACGCAAGACAGCGCCAUGCUGUGCACGCGUGCGACAAAAACUACUACAAUACUUGAUUAGAUGUCGUGGUAAGGGCAUCAAUACGCCCAAAGGCAUACAAGUCAUAUUCGAGGGACUCUUCGGCGAGAAUACAAAUCAGAAAUGCAAAGUGUUGGCACUGCAAUUCGCUGAGAAUCUUAUUAAAGAUGGUCCAAUUGCUAUUGUCUCCAAAGUGGCGAAAGUAUUACUUACUGGUUUAAUUAAAGUCAGUGGUCGUGAAUCGAACGAACCGCAUGAUGUGCAAAACGCUGCACUCUCGGCGCUCGCACAAUUGGCACGCACCUGUCCGGAGGUGAUAAAUCAGGAUUUAAAAGUGGUUUUGGCAUUUUUCAAUCAUUUGGCCAAUGCAACACCAGAUAUACAAUCAUCCAUACGUGAUGCAUUGGUCGCCAUGGCGCCGUCAUUUGCUUGGAAGUCACAGAAGACGACCGAACAGGAGGAGGAAACGCUCGAGGAGAAUGUGCAGUUAAGUGGCCAACAACAUUUGCUAUUGGCCAUGCUUUCGGAUAAUGUGGAAUCAAAGCAGCAGAUCGUGCAGAAUGCCACAAGCGUAUUUCUCACCACUUGCUAUCCUGAAUAUUAUGCGCCAGCGCGUGUACUAUUGCUGCUCAUCGCAGGCGAGCGUAAUCACUUGCAUGACACCGUCACCACUUAUCUGUAUGGCGUUUCGAAGAAGGAUCAUGUGGACUACAAUCUAAUCUACUCUGUGGAAUAUGUGGAACAACCAAAGGAUACUUUCAAUCAAUUAUCAACUGAACGCCGUCCGAUUGUGUUGCCGAGCUUUAAAAGCAUCAUGCAACAUGUUAGCCAAAUGGCCGAGAGACGUUUGUUGAAGAACUAUGGUUGCGAGUCUAUUAGCAAUGUCAAGCUGGCUUUCAGUCAAACUGUCUACGAGGAGAUAUUAGAUUACUUGCGCAUUUGUCUUUGGUACUCGGCUGGUGCACGUGCCGCACCAGGCGAUGAGAAGGCGGCAGCCAAAUUAAAGGCUUAUAUAGCAGAGAACUAUGAAGAGAGCGAACAGAAUGAGCUGCACCAAUAUGUGCAGUUUGUUAAGCGUUAUGUUGAGGCCAAACGAACCGAGGUGAAUUUGCUCUGUCUAUACGAUUUACUCAAUGUUGCACCUGAGUUGCUGACCGCAUCGCACAUGCAUCUGCUAACACCAUUAUCGAAUUCCUUGAAAGAUGUUUCGGAGACAAUGCGCGCUCAUGUGGCUCAGGUCUAUGGCAUACUCUUGGCGCAUGGCUGCAAGGAUAAGGAGUUUGACUCACAAAUCAGUGAAUGUCUCAGAGAGCUUCCACAGAAGUCUCUCGAGAACAAACAUGGUUGGAUGCUGGUUUUAGGACACGCCUUCAGCCGUAAAAUCUCAUUGUUGAAGGGCACAACAGCUAAGCAAUUGAACGAGUGGGACGUUUUCGUUAAUACUGUGAAAGUUAUAGUUAAAAUGAUGCACGAAUCACAGUGGCUGCUAGUUGCUGCCGCCGUCAAGUGUAUUUCGAUGAUCGGCAAAAUGGCCAUCAUACCGAAUGUUGAAGUGGAGAUACUAGUGCCCGUGGCGGGCGAUAAAAAUGACGAUGACGAUAAUAUUGAAUAUGAGACGGCUAAAGCUUCAACGAAACUACUCAUUUAUCAUGAUAUUUACACUUUAUUGCGCAAUGUUUCGGUGCGCGCACGCGUACGUGAAGAUGCCGCACGUUGUCUCGGCUAUUUGGCCAUUGGUGAUGGUGAAUUCUUUACACAACGUAAUUUGGAUAAAUUUUUGGCGAUUAUUAAGACACAAAAGGAUGUUGCUUUGAAUAUAGCCAUUUCGGAAGCUAUGGUGGCCACUCUAAAUGGUUAUGAUAUAAAUGCUAGCGAUGAGUUUGCUAACAAGCAUAAGAGUAAUCCGUAUUGUAAUGAUGAAAUGUUUGAGAAAUUUAUGAUGUCGUUGGUGCGUUUGGUGCCAGAGCCGAAUGUGCAUUCGAGACAGGCCUCCUCUGUUUGGCUAUUGGCUUUGAUUAAAAACUGCAGUCAUCGGCCUGCUGUGCUCAAAAAUAAAGAAAUCUUGCAAUUUGCAUUCACUGAACUACUCUCCGAUGACAGCGAAUUUGUGCAAGACGUCGCCUCACGUGGUUUAGGACUUGUGUACUCACUUUCUGAUAGCAAUAGUCAAAAUGAUUUAGCCAAUUCGCUCUUGAAUCAACUGAUCGGCGGUAAGCGACAAGUGAAUAAAGUCAGCGAAGAUACCGAGCUCUUUGCCGAAGGCAUGCUCGGCAAAACACCAACUGGCGGCAACAUAACUACCUACAAGGAACUCUGUUCGCUCGCUUCCGAUCUCAAUCAACCCGAAAUGGUCUAUCAAUUCAUGCAAUUAGCCAAUCACAAUGCCGCUUGGACCAGUAAAUUGGGUGCUGCUUUCGGUUUGAAAUCUAUUAGCGCUGAUUCGAAAGCCAAAAUGCAACCCUAUCUCGGCAAAAUCAUACCGCGCCUGUAUCGCUACAAAUACGAUCCAACACCGAAAAUACAAAAUUCAAUGAUUUCCAUUUGGGAUUCGGUUGUCAGUGAUCCGAAGGAGUCUGUGGAGAAGUAUUAUUGGGAGAUUUUGAGAGAAAUAUUGGACAAUUUAACCUUCACCGAGUGGCGUGUGCGCAUCGCUUGUUGUUUGGCGGUGCGUGAUUUGCUCAAACGUCCGAAUGGUUUGCGCUUGCGCAGUGAUGAAAGGAAAUUGGAUGCCAUUCGUCAGAGUAAGGCUGAAAAUGAGCAGAAUAAAAGUGCUGGCGGCACAGCUAUGGAAGUGGAUGAAAUACCCGAACCGGAACUGCAGGAGUUGUGGGCUCAACUGUUUCGCGUCAUGGACGACAUACAUGAGGGCACGCGUUUGGCAGCACAAGGAUCCGUUAUGUUUUUGAGCAAACUCUGCGUCUCAGCCGCCUCAUCCAAUCACGGCAAAUCCGGUCUGGCUGUGGCCUCUUCCAUUUUACCGCUACUACUACAGACUGGCGUUACACAUACCGUCGCCGAUAUACGUAAAAUCAGUAUUCGUACAAUUUCGGAAAUGAUCGACUCAUCGGGUUCAUUAAUUGCGCCACAUUUACCCAUGUUGAUACCGUGUCUACUGAAGGCCACCGGUGAGGUGGAAAACUCGAAGUUAUCAUAUUUAUCAACACGCCUGGGUGCCGAUAAUGAGGCACAAGAAGCUGUGGACACAGUGCGCGCUGAGGCCGCUAAAUCGCAUCACACCAUGGAAUCGAUAUCGAAGUGCAUGCGUUAUAUAGAUUACAAAGUGCUUGAAGAGAUGACCCCCAGUGUUUUGGAGUUGAUCAAAACGAAUAUUAUUUUAGGCACGAAGAUUGCUUGCGCGCAUUUCGUUUGUUUGAUAAGCAUACGUGUUGGCAAAGAAAUGUCGCCGCUUGUCGGAAAAUAUCUCGCUGCAUGCUUUGUGGGCCUGAAAGAUCACAAUGCAACCGUGCGCAAAUACUACGCGAAUGCGGUGGGCCAUUUGGUGGGCAUAGCAAAGGAGAAGUCAAUUAAGAAUCUCUUCGUCAAGCUCGAUGAACUCUACAUGGAGAAUUCCGGCAAUCGUUCGGUGCCACUCGCCAUACAAGCGAUUAAUAAGCGCCACAAUGAUUUGCUCAAGGACUACCUAGACGAUGUCUUGCCGCUGGCGUUCUUCGCUAAGCACGAGGAACCCAACGAUGAAAACAAAUCGAAUAUUGAGCUGUGGAAGGAGUUGUGGAAUGAGAUUAGUCCCGGCGAUGCCGGCAUACGUAUGAAUUUGCAUGUGAUCAUACCGAAGCUGGAGAAAUCGCUGGAUGAGGCCAGCUGGCUGCGUAAGACACAAGCCGGCAAUGCCAUACACACGAUUGCUAUGCGUCUCAGCGGCACCAUAGAGGCGGAGCAGCGCCUGCGUUUAAUCAAUCUGCUGCUCGGCGAGUUGCAAGGCCGCACAUUCAAGGGUAAGGAGCGGCUGUUACAAGCGUUGGCCGCUUUGUGCAAGGGACUCGAUCGUCAUCAUGAGAUUAACGCACGCAUAGUGGAUGCUGCGAUGCGUGAAUGCCGCAAAGAGGAGCCGCAAUAUCGCACGUUGGCGCUGCAAGCGUUGGGCGAUAUACUGGAAGAGCUGGAGGUGGAUCGUUUCGAGGAGGUUUACAAUCUGAUCUGGUACUUGCUGGAGGAGAAGGAGUUGCGUAAGGAGGAGAGUGAAGGGGUUGGCGAGAAGACACUCACCGCCGAUGAGCGCAAUAAACGCGCCACCAUUUUCAAUAAACUCAAGGAGACUGUCUGCGAGACUUUGGGCAAGUCAUGGCCCAAGCAUGGCGUCGAAACGCAGUAUAAAUAUCAGUUGCAGUUCGUCGAGCGCUGCUUGUUGUGUCUGCGCAGCAGCACACGUCCCGUUCAGGUGAGCUUAUUGGGCGCGCUAAGCAAGUUUGUGGAGCGUUUGUGCGUGUUUGCGAGCGAUAGUGCACCGCCCGCGCUGGAGGGCAAUCAAGAGAAGAAGGUGAAGGUGGACAAUUGUGAGGCGCGUGAUAUGAUUGUGGAGAAAAUCUGCAAUCAAGUGCUAUCGGCGGUGAUUUAUGCAUCGGGUCUGCCACACACCGGCCUCAAGAAGGAAUCUCUCAAUAUUGUAUUAGUGCUCAUUAAACGCUUAACAGAUGCCAAAGACAAGAAGAAUCUAACGCUGGUGAAGAGCGCUUUCGAAGAGAAUUUGGCGAAUUUCCAAAAGGAUCCAACACCUGAAGUACGCUGUCGCGUCAACGAUAUUGAGGAGAAAUUCAGCAAGUUCACUUUCAAGGACGAUUGAAAUACUGUUUGAAGCUGCUAAAAUUAACAGUUGACGUCACAAAUACUUAAAAUACGCAUGCAUCUAAAAAUAUAAAAACACAGACGUGAUUUGAAUUAAUAAAAAUAAAAAGAUUAAUAAAAAAGGAA
Messenger RNA from Zeugodacus cucurbitae (melon fly), 5933 nucleotides. RefSeq names its product proteasome-associated protein ECM29 homolog. The transcript has 21 exons. Gene Ontology annotation, molecular function: molecular adaptor activity. NCBI's taxonomy places the organism in Eukaryota, Metazoa, Arthropoda, Insecta, Diptera, Tephritidae. The record is from RefSeq and is a predicted model, not a curated record. Gene Ontology annotation, cellular component: cytoplasm; nucleus. Gene Ontology annotation, biological process: proteasome assembly. Bases 133 to 5805 code for a protein of 1890 amino acids.